This is a messenger RNA of Pungitius pungitius (ninespine stickleback), 920 nucleotides long. RefSeq names its product receptor-transporting protein 2-like. The coding region runs from base 136 to 714 and encodes 192 amino acids. Gene Ontology annotation, biological process: protein insertion into membrane; protein targeting to membrane. Gene Ontology annotation, molecular function: olfactory receptor binding. The record is from RefSeq and is a predicted model, not a curated record. Lineage: Eukaryota; Metazoa; Chordata; Actinopteri; Perciformes; Gasterosteidae. The transcript is spliced from 2 exons.
AUUAGUACAUCAAAAGUUAGAGUCACAGUAGUCACAAAGCCGUCCAGUUUAAUUCUUUAUUGAUUUACAGGAGAGUUACAGCAUGUUUAAGUUUCAUUUUCCUUACGGGUGGAGUCACAGUCUGUCAACUCUUGCAUGACACGUCAUUCUCUCAACGUGUGUUUUGAAAGUGCACAUCAGCUGUCAGUGUUUAUUUUCUUCUUCGGGGCCACCAGCACCACCAGCACCGACAGGAUGGCACAUUCACAGUGGGCAGCUAUCUUCGAGCAAAAGGCAAGUGCUCUCGCACACGGAGACUCCUGGAUUCUGCAGUUUGAUGACAGUCUUGUGCCUGACCGCCCGGACGCAGGCUGGCAGCAGUACAUCCGGACGACAUCUGCUUGGUUCACAUGCAUUGAUUGUGGAAGAGGCUGGCCUUCCAACCGUGUGAUGGUGGUCUUUCACAUGCGCCUGUCAGGCGGGCAGGGCGUCGUCAAGGUGAGGCGCUUCCGUCAGAACUGCAAGAUGUGCGAGGACGCUCCAAUGGACGAGCCCAGCGUCACCCCGGAGAACAUUGACAUCGCCCUGGAGAAUCUGAUGGAGAAGAUACGAAUUAAAUGCUACCAUGAAAACUUGGGCCAAGCAAACAGGCCUUUUGUGAAGAUGGAUGUCAAAAGUCCCCACGAACCUGAACAUUGUGAGGGAUGUAUGCAAGGCGUCUGUGAUAGGAGUUAAUUUGCAUUGCUUCUAAGCCGUCGUUUUGGUCAAUUUGAUGACACAAAAUGAUAUACCCUAUGAUAUAGUACAAUAACGAUAACAGAUAUAUCAUACUUAUUCGUAAUUAUUUGCAUGUGAACUUUUAGAUGUAUCUUCUACAGCAUUAAACAAGCCUUGUUUUCAUUUGGAAUGUGGUGGAUAAAUAAAGCGUAUACAAACAAUAA